CGGGGCCGGGCCGAGCCGCUGCCGGUGGGCGCAGGUGCGCGGUGCCCCGAGCCCCCCCCGGACACCCCCCGGGACGGCGAGGUCCCACCCGGGGCGGGGGCCACCAUGGGGCCACCAGCCCGUGUCCCCCUGCUCCUGGUCCUGCUCCUGCUGCUGGUGGUGGCCGAGAGGACGGCGUGGGCCACCUUCCCCGAGGAGCCCGGGCCCAUCUCCGUGGCCCCCCCGGACUAUGUCAAACACUACCCCGUGUUCGUGGGGCACGGCAGCAGCCGCCCGGGGGGGCCCGAGGGGGGGAUCCCCCAGCGCCUCAACAUCCAGCGCAUCCUCAAGGUCAACAGGACCCUCUUCAUCGGGGACAGGGACAACGUGUACCGGGUGAGCCUGGAGCCCAGCGGGGCGGGGGAGCUGCGCUACCACCGGAAGCUGACGUGGCGCUCGAACCAGCACGACAUCAGCAUCUGCCGGAUGAAGGGGAAGCACGAGGCAGAGUGUCGGAACUUCGUGAAGGUGCUGCUGGUGAGGAACGAGAGCCUCCUGUUCGUGUGCGGCACCAACGCCUUCAACCCCGUCUGCGCCAACUACAGCAUGGACACGCUGGAGCCCGUCGGGGACAACAUCAGCGGCAUGGCCCGGUGUCCCUACGACCCCAAACACGCCAACGUGGCCCUGUUCACAGGGGGGAUGCUCUUCACGGCCACCGUGACGGAUUUCCUGGCCAUCGACGCCGUCAUCUACCGCAGCCUCGGGGACAGCCCCACCCUGCGCACCGUCAAACACGACUCCAAGUGGUUCAAAGAGCCCUACUUCGUGCACGCCGUGGAGUGGAGGAGCCACGUCUACUUCUUCUUCCGGGAGAUCGCCAUGGAGUUCAACUACCUGGAGAAGGUGGUGGUGUCGCGGGUGGCCCGGGUGUGCAAGAACGACAUGGGGGGCUCCCAGCGGGUGCUGGAGAAGCAGUGGACCUCCUUCCUCAAGGCUCGGCUCAACUGCUCUGUGCCGGGCGACUCCCACUUCUACUUCAACGUCAUCCAGGCCGUGACGGACAUCCUGGAGCUGGACGGGCGCCCCGUGGUUCUCGCCGUCUUCUCCACGCCCGCCAACAGCAUUCCCGGCUCGGCCGUCUGCGCCUUCGACAUGGCCCAGGUGGCCGCGGUGUUCGAGGGGCGGUUCCGCGAGCAGAAGUCGCCCGAGUCCAUCUGGACGCCCGUGCCCGAGGACAUGGUGCCAAAGCCACGGCCGGGGUGCUGCGCGGCCCCGGGGAUGCGCUACAACUCCUCCAGCGCCUUCCCCGACGAGAUCCUCAACUUCGUCAAGACACACCCGCUGAUGGACGAGGCGGUGCCGGCCCUGGGGAACGCGCCCUGGAUCCUCCGCACCAUGAGCCGGUACCAGCUCCGCAGGAUCGUGGUGGACACGGCGGCGGGGCCGUGGGGCAACCAAACCGUGGUGUUCCUGGGCUCCAGCACCGGCACCGUCCUCAAGUUCCUCAUCCUGCCCAACGCCACCAGCGCCACCACGGCCACCGCCCCCGGCAGCCAGAGCGUCUUCCUGGAGGAGUUUGAGACCUACCAGCCCGGGAGGUGUGGCCGGGACACGGAGGACGAGCGGCGGCUCCUGGGGCUGGAGCUGGACAAGGCAGCGGGGUCCCUGCUCCUGGCUUUCCCCCCGUGCGUGGCCAGGGUGCCCGUGGCUCGCUGCCAGCAGCACUCGGGCUGCAUGAAGAACUGCCUCGGGAGCCGGGAUCCCUACUGUGGCUGGACAUCGGAGGGCUCCUGUGUCUUCCUGGAGCCCAGUCCCAGGGCGUCCUUCGAGCAGGACAUCGCCGGCGGCAGCACGUCCCACCUGGGCGAGUGCGAGGGGCUGGUGACCGAGAGCUUCGUGGACGAGCCGGACGGGCUGGUGUCGGUGAACCUGCUGGUGAUCUCGUCGGUGGCCGCCUUCGUGAUCGGCGCCGUGAUCUCCGGCUUCAGCGUGUGCUGGUUCAUCGGGCACCGCGACCGCAAGGAGCUGGCGCGGCGCAAGGACAAGGAGACGAUCCUGGCGCACAGCGAGUCGGUGGUGAGCGUCAGCCGGCUGGGCGAGCGGCGGGCGCGCGGCGCCCUGCUGGCCCCGCUGAUGCCCAACGGGUGGCCCAAGGAGCUGGGCAAGGUGGCCCAGCACGACCUGGACUCGGGGGUGCUGCCCACGCCGGAGCAGACCCCGCUGCAGCAGAAGCGCUGCCCCGGCGCCCUCCAGAACUGCAGCUGGGAGCAGAGCCACAACAUCAUCAACGCGGCUUUGCGGGACCCUGGGGGCGGCUCCGGCACGGCCGGCGCCGGGCGCGGGCACGGCGGCUCGGGCCGAGCGCAGCGGGGCAUCCCCCUCUCCUGCCACGCCAUCCUGGUGGACCAGGAGCUGGAGGCCGAACUCAGCGACUCCUCAGGUGACGGGCACUGGGGUCGGGACCCCCAGGAGGGUCCCCGCGCCCGGCAGCACCCCCACCCCGCCGCCGCCGGCGCCCGGCGCCCGCCCCGCAGCUCCUACGGCGAUUUCGGCAGCACGCCGCGCCCCAGCCCCGAGCGCCGGCGGGUGGUCUCGGCGCCCAGCGGGGACGGGGGGGACUUUGCCGAGGGGCCGUCCUGGCACCCCGAGCAGCUGAACUUCAACGCCAACAACGGCACGGGCCGCCCCGCGGGCGCCCACCUCAAGAGGAACCACACGUUCAACAGCGGCGAGGCCGCGGCGGGCGGCUACGGGCGGCACGGGGGGACGGCCCCGCGGGCCCCGCGGGCACCGGGCACCCCGCGGGCGCUGACGGACCUGCACCACCUCCUGCGCUACGGCGUGGAGCGGACUCCCUCGGGGAAAUAGGGUGCCCACCCUGCGUGCGUCCCCCUCGCCAGGACACUGAUGGGGGGCCCCCCCCGGCUCCCUGGGGGCAGGGAGGGGGUGGCCGGGCAGGAGCUGCGGGCGUGGGGUGAGGGGCGGGACAGGCGCCCCCCGGGUGCCCCCGGAGAGGGUUUGGGGGUGUCCCCCGGUGCCGUGGGGCGGUGCCCUGCGCUCCGGCUGCUUGGCCCCGUAUGCCGGGGGAGGGGAGGGGGGUCCGUCCAUCGUGUCCCCUCCCCAGGCUGGACUCAGGGCCCGCAGCACCCUGGGAGGGGGAUCCCUGGGGGGCAGCAGGAUGGACGCACGGACACGGGCACUGCGCGGUGCCCCCCAGCCCCUCGCCCGUCGGGGGCACCCUGAGGGGCUUCUGGGUGCUGCCACCCCCCCCUCUCCAGGGGAUACCUGGCCCGGGGGGGCCACCGGGGUGCGUUGGUUGUGGUGAUGGAACGUGGUGAACAUUUGGGGUGCGGGGGGGGGUGGGGGCCCCCCAAGCGUGUGUGUUAUCUGGGGAUGGGGUGCGCUCAGCCCCCAGUCCGGGGUCAACCCCUGCUCGGUGCCAGCUUGGGGGGUGCUUUUCCACCCCUCCCGCAGCACCCCCUCCUGGAAAGCACAGCCGGGCUGGGGGGGCACCGCUGGGGCUGGGGGGGGGGGUCCCCACCGAACCCACUCUCUGCUGGCAAAGGGUGCCCUUUCGGUGCCACCCCCGCCUGGCACCCACGCGGGGUGGCGGGUCGCGGGGGGGGUGGCAGGUCCCCGGGGGGGGUGGCAGGUCCCCAGGGGGUGGCAGGCUGUAAAUAGGGGCGGGGGGCGGCGGGAGCCUCCCCCCCCCCCGCGGCCAUGCAUGCGGCCGCCCGCGGGCUGUACCCGCGGCCCCAAUAAACACCCGGUUACGGGAGGCGACUCCCCCCCG
This is a messenger RNA of Pipra filicauda (Wire-tailed manakin), 3775 nucleotides long. RefSeq names its product semaphorin 6B (gene SEMA6B). The transcript has 17 exons. The record is from RefSeq and is a predicted model, not a curated record. Gene Ontology annotation, molecular function: semaphorin receptor binding; chemorepellent activity. NCBI's taxonomy places the organism in Eukaryota, Metazoa, Chordata, Aves, Passeriformes, Pipridae. The coding region runs from base 106 to 2850 and encodes 914 amino acids. Gene Ontology annotation, biological process: neural crest cell migration; positive regulation of cell migration; semaphorin-plexin signaling pathway.